GAGUGAGACCUCGUCAUACCACCACGAAAACAGUGACGUACGUGCGCGCGAAUACAUCGACUAUCGAAAUCGCGUUAAAGCAGACAGUGUCGGCACGCGAUUGUUUCUUUGGACGUUUACCGUGGAUCAAAUGUUGUUGAGGGCGUGCAAUUGUGGCAAUUCCACAUUCCACCCCAUCUGAAGGGAGGGGGUCAUGCCCGAAAAAGAGGAGUUCGGAAUGUCUGCCGGGCUCCCAAUGCAAUUUCCCCAAGGUCCGUUCGGGGCUUUCCACGCGCCGCCACUGGAGCAGCGAUCCCCCGACGGUCGUUUCGUCUGGCCCCCCCAACCGCCUGGCGCGUUCCACCCGCCUCCGGGGGUAGGCGCGAGCCCAGGGAGCGGGAUCCUCUUGAGUAGGGAACUGCACCCCGCUUAUCGACUUCCGCCUCAUAUGGAGUACCUCUAUUCUCUGCAGCAUUCCACCGCUAAUUCCAUUCACGGACUUGGUCUCAGUUCGGAGUACCUGAACGCCAGAGGGCUGACGGAUCUUCAUCCCUCCUCCACCCUGGCCAGUAGCGAAUUUCCCUUUAGUCUGGACGGGUCCCGACUGAACAGUCCCCGUCCCGGUGGCGUACGUGCGUCCCGUAAACGGGCCCUCUCCUCCUCACCUUAUUCGGAUUCCAUCGACAUCAACUCCAUGAUCCGAUUCUCCCCUAACUCCCUGGCCUCGAUCGUCAACGGUUCCCGUUCUUCGUCGGCCUGUAGCGGGUCUUACGGGCACUUAUCUGCGGGCGCCAUCAGUCCGGCACUGCAAGGGCUGCACCCGGUCCUGCAGGCGCACCUGAUGCGAGCCGCGUCCGGCCCGCCUCCGCCGCUGUUGCCGCCACCGCCUCAUCAUCCCUCGACGCCCGUGUACUCGUUGCCGCCCCAUCAUCCGAUGCACCCCGUUGGUCAGCAGCAUCAACCGUUAAAGACUGAUAACACUAAUGACCGGAGAAAGUCCGAAAAUAGUACAAUAACGCACCUGGACAUAGACAGCUCUAACAGGAAGGCUAGGAUCAAGAAGGAGCCCCACGUGAUCCCCCACGUCACGGAAGCUCAGAACGAUCCGGCUGAUCCCAAAGACGAGCCGGGUGAUUUUAUAGAAACGAACUGUCAUUGGAAAGACUGCGGUACCGAAUUUGGCACGCAAGAUGAACUCGUCAAGCACAUCAACAACGACCACAUUCACGCGAACAAGAAAUCGUUCGUGUGCAGAUGGGAAGGUUGCUCGAGGGCGGAAAAGCCCUUCAAGGCGCAGUACAUGUUGGUGGUGCACAUGAGACGCCAUACCGGCGAGAAGCCUCACAAGUGCACAUUUGAAGGCUGCGUCAAGGCCUAUUCCAGACUGGAAAAUUUGAAAACGCAUCUCAGGUCGCAUACGGGCGAGAAACCUUACACCUGCGAGUAUCCAGGCUGUUCGAAGGCCUUCAGCAACGCGUCUGACAGGGCGAAACACCAGAACCGGACUCACAGCAACGAGAAACCGUACGUCUGCAAGGCCCCGGGCUGUACCAAGCGCUACACCGACCCGAGCUCGCUGCGCAAACACGUCAAAACCGUCCACGGCGCAGAAUUCUACGCGAGCAAGAAACACAAGGGCGGUCCGGACCAUAGCGGCGACGACGGACCCGCGGGUUUGGAUUCGAGUCCGCGUAGCGAAGACACCCAGAGCCACAAAACCGCGAGCCUCAGCAGUCCGAGCAUUAAAUCCGAAUCGGACGCCAAUUCGCCCGGCCAAGUGCAACAAGGUAGCCCUCUGGGGGCUACUCAACUAGCCGGUGGUGGUUUCGGGGAUGAUUUCGCGACGGACGGAGGGACCCUGCAGAGGACGGAAGAAGAAGAAUGGACUUACGACGCGGAAGACUUGGAGAUCGACGAGUUGCCGGUAGUGCUACGGGCCAUGGUCGGCGGCGGCGUGGCUGCCAGCGAGAGGGUUACUCCUCGUUUGAGGAUGAAACCCGCGGCGAGACCCAAGGGGCCGAUCGUUAACGCGCAACGGAAAAUCGCCGAUCUCAACACGAGAAUCACGAACCUGAAGAUGGAAGGCGGCGCGCAGCCGCAGGUGGUCAAUACCCAGGCUCAGAUUCGGAAAGACAGCAGUUCCACGGUGAGCUCGUACUACGGGAGCAUGAGGAGCGCCGACAUGAGCCGCAAGAGCAGUGUCGCUUCGCAGGUGUCUGGCAUGAGAACCGGCAUAGGUCCUGGCUCUUUUUACGAUCCCAUUUCUGCGGGAAGCUCUCGGCGCUCCAGCCAAUUAUCUACAGCCACUACGGGAGGCGCUUGCGUGCCACCCCCACCACCGUCUCAUCUUCUGGCUGGCCAACUACAGAAAUUGCAAAAUCUACCUGGCGCCACCCCGUCAAAUAAUUUAGUGCUGCAGACGCAAAACGCGAACUUGCAACAAACCGCCAUGCAGCAGUCGUGGCUGUCCGGUAUGGUCGCGCAGUCCGCAACCAGCACCGAGGGUAGACGCAUGUCUGAACCUUGCCACACCAUCAGCGACCGCAAAAGUCCCCAACCUCGACCGGCGUCGGUGACAUUAUCGCCGCUCAGGGGUACCGUGAACUCGUCCGACCUCCACCCCAACCAAGCGGUCGUGUUGGACGAAGUGGCCGAAGGAGAGAUGGUCGAAAACAAACUGGUCAUUCCCGACGAGAUGCUCAUCUACUUGAACCAAGUGGCCGACACCCACACCGCCGGCGACCUGACCGCCAUGAGUUGGUCGGAGACGGUCGCCCAGAACGUAGCGGACAAGCCUUUACCGAGCCCGGCGAGUUUCUGCAAAGUAUUGUCGCCCAUCAAUCAGCUGCUGCCUUCUCCCAAUCCGCCCGACCAUCUGAUGAUGUCGCCUACACCGUCGAAUCAACCGGGGAUGAUCGGCUCUCCUAUGGCUGCCAACCAAUUGCCAAUGGCGACCAAUCAGAUGAUGCCUUCUCCGUCGACGAAUUACCAAGUGAUGCCGUCACCGCCGUCGAUGUACGGCGACAUGCAGACCAUCCACUCGCCGGCCAAUCAAGCGAUGGCGUCGCCGGCCUCGAAUAUGAACCAAAUGGUUUCGUCACCCGUUUCGGUGAGAUGCCAGUCGCAGUUGCUGUCUCCCGGGAACACCGUGCACUCGAUGCCGAGUCCGGGUACCCGGAUGGUACCCCAAAACUGUUCCACCGGCCAGAUGAAACCGAUGAACCACCAGCAGUGCCUCAAUCGGGCGCCGAACCACAACAAUUGCUACGACGGGAUGAACUGGUGUCAGAAUAACGUCCCCGUGGUCGGGCAGCAGUUUGGCGGGAACCAGCACGCGGGCGGGUGCGGUUUCCAGCAGGCCUACACGAGUCAGUGCCAGAACCAGAUGCAGAUGAGCGGCGGGUACGUGACUGCGGGAGUGACGAGCAACUGCGUGAAUCACCACGCGGGUUACCAGCCGUGCAACGUGAACGGGUACGGCAGCAACGCGUGUCAUCCCAACACCAAGCCGAUGUCGGGCAACUUUAACGGGAAUUGCGGGAACUACCAGCCGAUGGGCAAUCCCGGGUAUUGCGUGCCCAACAGGGUCAAUCCUCUGCCAUCGCCAGCGAUGGCUACGACGGCCCCGUCCGACAUCAUGAGUCAGCCGCAAGCGGCUCAGAUGAGCCGACCGUGCGGCCACUACAACCAGGAUUGUUAUCCCUUUCAGCAACAAUUCAACCAGUGCAAUUCGAACCACAACAACCAGUGCGGUGCGAACCCCGCAGCCUGCGGCAACUGCAGGAAGAUAAAGUUCGGCCAAACUCAACCUAACAACGGUUUCAACGAUAACGAGGUGCAGUGCAAAGACAUCAGCCAGUCGGAAAUGAAUCAGAACGGAAACAACGCCACAGUAACGCUCGGCAUGAGAGAAGACGCGUAUCAGAGGACUUUGGAAUACGUUCAGAACUGUCAGUCGUGGGUUUCCAAUUCGGAUAUGGUGACGAGUACCACCCAUCCUCUCGGAAAGUGUACCGACCCCUCUAAUCCCAACAUGGUAGUAAACGACAUGACUUCUUCGUUGAGUUCACUAUUGGAGGAGAACAGGUACUUGCAGAUGAUUCAGUAGUCAAGAGCGUAAGAUAAAAUCUUUCGGGGGACUGUUUCUUGUGUCAAAAUGUCAAAUUUGCAUCCAAAGUGCAGGGGGUUAGUUUUACUUUCGAUUUUGGUUAGUUAAAGUGUCACUCAAUUACGUCAUCGUAACAAUCCUUAUGGUUUCUGUAUAGUUUAGGUUAUGGAUAGAGCUAUAAGCUCAUCCAUCACGAGGAUUGUUCCAUUCGUUAUGUUUUUCACCCAGGCAUUUAAGGUAUCGCUUUGAAUAGCGCGCCUCUAGCGGUAAUUUUAUGAAGCUAAGAUACAAUGCGGAUUUCACACCUAUUACGAGUCUGUCAACGGAUAUCGGGAUGGAUAUCUUUUUUAACCGCCGCAAAAGAAAAAAUGUAGGCAAAAAAAUUUGGUGCCAAUCAGGUACAUUUUUGAUUGUCAAAAUUUAUUUAUAGAACCGCAAAACAAGCAAUUCCAGCAAAAAAAUAUACGAAAAGAUAAAGAUUGCAGUUACAAUAUUUUUUUGACAUGUACGUUUAGCAGGCAGUGUGGAUUAUUAUCAAAUAUGUGUUUUACCUCAAUAUUUGGAUUUUUUUUAACAUCCGUCGGCUUUAUUUAGAGGUAGUUCGGCAUAUUAAAAAAAUUAUUGCGCACCGUUUUUUUCUUCUUGAAUAUUUUUCCAUAAAUGCUUAGUUUUUUCAAGUUAUAAACGCUUUAAUACUGUAAACUGCUGAGUAAAGGUUCCCAUACAUAUUAUAUUACUUGUUUCUCAAAGCGUCAGCAAUUUGUCUGUAUAAAACCACGGUGCGAACCACGUCGCUAGCUUUUUUGUCAUCUCGCUUGAAUAAAGUUUUUUAAAAAAUCAAAUUCGUUUUCCACGACGAAAACUGGCGCAGUCGGUAGGAUUUUGGUUAUAUUGAUUAAACAUC
Cylas formicarius (sweet potato weevil) is the source of this 4991-nucleotide messenger RNA. RefSeq names its product transcriptional activator cubitus interruptus. Lineage: Eukaryota; Metazoa; Arthropoda; Insecta; Coleoptera; Brentidae. Gene Ontology annotation, molecular function: DNA-binding transcription factor activity, RNA polymerase II-specific; RNA polymerase II cis-regulatory region sequence-specific DNA binding. Gene Ontology annotation, biological process: regulation of transcription by RNA polymerase II. The record is from RefSeq and is a predicted model, not a curated record. The transcript has 12 exons. Bases 194 to 4087 code for a protein of 1297 amino acids. Gene Ontology annotation, cellular component: nucleus.